Messenger RNA from [Candida] anglica, 234 nucleotides. NCBI's taxonomy places the organism in Eukaryota, Fungi, Ascomycota, Pichiomycetes, Serinales, Debaryomycetaceae. The record is from the annotation of a GenBank genome assembly.
AUGAAGAUUCCCGAGACUCCUAGUGAAGAAGGAUACUUUGGUCCUCAACAAGGUUAUGCAGAUAUUUCCAUAAAGACACAAUCAUAUUCUGAUAAACCAACACCUUUAGCAGCAAGUCAAGGCAAAGUUGGAGGUUUUAUAUCUGAACAUACUGAUAGAGAACAUCAAAAAAAGUACGCAAAGGAAGGUGGGAAAAAAUUAUUCCUGAUAUUAUUCAAUGCACUCUGUAAGUAG